AGGAUCAAUCAUCAAUCACUGCCCCUUUCGCACCGCUGCUAGUUCUCGCUGCUGCUCACCGCCCGCCGCAGACUCGAGCCUUCGCCCGCCGCACCCUUCUGCUCAGUCCGCCCCGGGAUCGCUGCCAUGCCGACCAGAAGCAUCAAUCCGUUCGCGACUUCCACCUCCAUCUCCUCGUCGACCGACGCCCUGAACGAGAAGCGCGACGAGCCACGCCGCGCCUCGUUCACCAAAGGCAACAAGUUCACCGCCCUGUUCGGCGGCGCCUCGCCCAAGGCCCGCACCGACGCUGCUGCGCUGCGCGAAGCCCUCAUUGCCCAGCAGCAGGCGCUCCUGAACUCGCCCUCGCCGCAGCAGAUCAACACGGCCUCGAUAUCCCUGCCGUCGAUCAGUCUCACCACAGCCACCGGCGAGAAGAUGCCCACCGAGCCCAAGACCCUCUUCCAGCCCCUCUCGCCCGAGGAGCAGCGGCGAUUGGCACGCCAGCAUGCCCAGUUCGGGCCGCUUGGCUCCCACGCGCACCGCUACACGAGCAAGUUCGAGGGCGAGUUCGGCGAUCCAGUCGAAGACGAGCCGCCAUACUACUUCCUCCUCACAACCUACAUCAGCUACCUAAUCCUAAUAGUAUUCGGACACGUGCGCGACUUCUUCGGCAAGCGCUUCCGGCGACAGCACUACAGCCAUCUGCAGGAGAAGGAUGGCUAUGCCCCGCUCAACAGCGACUUUGACAACUUCUACACUCGCCGAUUGAAGAUCAGGAUCAACGACUGCUUCUCGCGACCCACAACAGGCGUGCCGGGGCGCUUCAUCACCCUGCUCGACCGCAAGUCGGACGAUGGCAACAACACCUUCAAGAUGACAGGCACCACAACCGAGACCCUCAAUCUGAGCUCCUACAACUACUUGGGAUUCGCCCAGUCCGAGGGCCCUUGCGCCGACGCCGCCGAAGUCGCCAUCAGGAAGCACGGCAUCACAAUGGCCAGCCCUCGCGCUGAUUCUGGCACAUCUGAGCUCACACUCGAGGUCGAGGAUCUGAUUGCCAAGUUUGUCGGCAAGCCCGCGUCGAUGGUCUUCUCCAUGGGUUUCGUCACAAACGCCACCACAUUCCCCACAAUCGUCGGCAAGGGCUGCCUGCUCAUCUCAGACGAGCUGAACCACUCGUCCAUUCGGUUCGGCGCUCGUCUGUCUGGAGCCAUGGUCACUAUGUUUAAGCACAAUGACAUGCGCGAUCUCGAGCGCACGCUGCGCGAGGCUAUUUCCCAGGGUCAGCCCCGCACGCACCGCCCGUGGAAGAAGAUCUUGGUUGCGGUCGAGGGCCUGUACUCUAUGGAGGGCACCAUGUGCAACCUGCCUGGCAUUAUCGAGCUGAAGAAGAAGUACAAGUUCUUCCUGUUCGUCGAUGAGGCUCACUCCGUUGGUGGUGUUGGUCCCCGCGGACGUGGUGUCUGCGACUACUUCGGCAUCUCCCCCAACGAGGUCGACCUUCUCAUGGGCACACUCACCAAGUCCUUCGGCGCCAACGGUGGCUACAUCGCAGCAGACAAGGCUAUCAUUGACAAGCUCCGCACCACCAACGCCGCUAUGCUCUACGCCGAAUCCCCCGCACCGCCCGUCCUCACCCAGAUCGCUUCCGCUCUCCGCAUCAUCAACGGCGAAAUCAUCCCCGGCCAGGGCGAGGAGCGUCUCCAGCGUCUCAGCUUCAACUCCCGCUACCUCCGCCUCGGGUUGAAGCGUCUCGGAUUCAUUGUCUACGGCCACGACGACUCGCCCAUCAUCCCCAUCAUGCUGUACAACCCGGCUAAGAUGCCCGCGUUCAGCCACGAAAUGCUCAAGCGCAAGAUCUCCGUCGUCGUCGUGGGGUAUCCCGCCACGCCUCUUGUGUCUUCUCGCGCACGCUUCUGCGUCAGCGCUGCGCACACCAAGGAGGAUCUCGACCGCAUGCUCGCCGCUUGCGACGAGGUUGGCGACAUCCUCCAGCUCAAGUUCAGCUCGGGUGUUGCCGGCGGCGCCCUGCCUGAAGACCUGGUCGAGAAGACAGGCAAGCUGGGCGAGCCCAAGGAGCUGCAGCCGCCACGGUGGAAGGUCCAGGAGGUGAUUCGUCGGGGCGUCGAGGACGUGCAGACGACGCUGCGGUAAACCGCCACACCCACCCCUGUUCGCUGCCUCGUCCUAGAGCACCUUUUGGCUGGCACCGCUUGGUCGCCUCGCAUUGUUUCGCUGCCUUGUUAGCAUUUCUGGAGUAUCAAUACCGGCAUUUCUUGUUCUGUUCGAUACUCAUCUUCAUACCCUCGCUGUACUACUUCUUCUUCUCCUGCCGCGUCCAGGACGCCCCCUUUUCAUUCU
Molecule: messenger RNA, 2343 nt
Organism: Boeremia exigua
Lineage: Eukaryota; Fungi; Ascomycota; Dothideomycetes; Pleosporales; Didymellaceae
Product: pyridoxal phosphate-dependent transferase
Exons: 2
Coding region: 127-2136 (669 amino acids)
Biological process (GO): ceramide biosynthetic process; sphingosine biosynthetic process
Cellular component (GO): serine palmitoyltransferase complex
Molecular function (GO): pyridoxal phosphate binding; serine C-palmitoyltransferase activity
Source: RefSeq, a predicted model, not a curated record